Messenger RNA from Annulohypoxylon maeteangense, 1134 nucleotides. Its product is annotated as Formyltetrahydrofolate deformylase. Bases 85 to 939 code for a protein of 284 amino acids. The record is from RefSeq and is a predicted model, not a curated record. NCBI's taxonomy places the organism in Eukaryota, Fungi, Ascomycota, Sordariomycetes, Xylariales, Hypoxylaceae. The transcript has a single exon. Gene Ontology annotation, biological process: 'de novo' IMP biosynthetic process. Gene Ontology annotation, molecular function: formyltetrahydrofolate deformylase activity.
GAGGGAGAGAGUUAGUCAUGUUAUUGCAAAAUACUAAAUUUUUUGAUAUUAUCUGGCCUCACAAUUUUUAAUCAAUAAGAAAACAUGUCUGCAAGCGACGACCAUAUCCUCACGCUUUCCUGCCCGGAUAAGCCUGGCAUUGUCCAUGCUGUUACUGGACUAUUAGCAUCUAACGGCCUCAACAUCCUAAACCUACAACAAUUCUCAGAUCGGGCGUCUAAUAAAUUCUUCAUGAGAGUUCACUUUGGCCAUGCUGCAUCGACGGAGAACUUGAACGCCCCCAUAGCCAAACUUGUAUCGGAAUUGAACAUAGACCAAUAUGACUUGAGACCGGCGAGCAAGAAGCCUAGGGUCUUGAUCAUGGUGUCCAAGAUUGGUCACUGCUUGAACGACUUACUUUUCAGAACUAAGACAAAUCAGCUUGGCGUUGAGAUUCCCCUGAUCGUGUCUAACCACCCAGACUUCAAGCCUCUUGCCGAGAGCUACGGCAUUGAGUUCCACCAUCUCCCUGUGACCAAGGACACGAAGCUAGAGCAGGAACGCCAGAUCCUAGACUUGAUCAGACAGAACAACAUUGAUCUGGUGGUGUUGGCUCGUUAUAUGCAGGUCUUAAGCCCGGGGCUGUGUGAGGCGAUGAGCGGAAAGAUCAUCAAUAUCCACCACAGCUUUCUGCCGUCCUUCAAGGGAGCAAAGCCUUACCAUCAAGCGUUCGACCGCGGAGUUAAGAUCAUUGGCGCCACGGCUCAUUUUGUAACGGCAGACCUAGACGAGGGUCCAAUUAUCGAGCAAAGGGUAGCGCGUGUAGAUCACAGCAUGAGCGCGAAGGAAUUAGUCGAAGAGGGAAGCAACGUCGAGAGUCAAGUUUUGGCGGCGGCUGUGAAAUGGUGGAGCGAGAAGCGGGUAUUUCUAAAUGGACACAAGACUGUUGUCUUCAACUAACAGCAGCGCAACUUACGUCAUAAUAAUUUUGUCGCAAUUGCAUGUUGGAAUAAGAGCAUGUUGAUUUCGAGUAUGUCACCACGUAUCUGUUCAUCAAAAUAAGCGUCAUGAGCCGAGUUUCGUUUAAACUUAGGGUCUUCGAAUUUCUCAAAGUCCAGGUCUUAGCGUGAAACAAUUCUCGAUCAAAAUUAAAUA